Molecule: messenger RNA, 494 nt
Organism: Glossina fuscipes
Lineage: Eukaryota; Metazoa; Arthropoda; Insecta; Diptera; Glossinidae
Product: shieldin complex subunit 1-like
Exons: 2
Coding region: 150-431 (93 amino acids)
Molecular function (GO): chitin binding
Source: RefSeq, a predicted model, not a curated record
AAAGUUUCCAACUAAUUAUUUGAAAUAAUUUCACAAUUGGUCCACUAUUUCAUUAUAAAUACCGACUGCAAUCUUCAAAAUCAGAAAGUUUGUGAUUUACUUUCAUAAAGAUCAUUACUGAAGUCGUACCGAAGCCUAUAAACAAAAAUAUGAAAGCUGCAUUUUGUUUGAUUGUUUGCUUGGCCGUUGCCUUAAGUUGCGUUUUGGCCUGUAAUCCUGAUGGCGAUGGCAAACCCGAAUGCAACUCUUCAAAUGUGAAUGUCAAACAACGCAAUUUCUGGGAUCCUACGCAUUAUUGGGAAUGCGAGAACGCCACCGGUGAACCAGAAAACAAGCGCUGUGAUGACGGUUUGUUAUUCAGCUCUGACAAAGCGGAUUGCAUACCACUGGGUGAAUGGGUUUGGACUCCUCCUUGUCCGGAAAAAGCUUAAAGAGAUUUUUCAAACCAAUGUGAGAUUUUAUUCAGAAAAAUAAAACUCUUCUCAGCAAAGAUA